Neurospora tetraspora is the source of this 1977-nucleotide messenger RNA. RefSeq lists its product as uncharacterized. Lineage: Eukaryota; Fungi; Ascomycota; Sordariomycetes; Sordariales; Sordariaceae. Bases 1 to 1977 code for a protein of 658 amino acids. The transcript is spliced from 8 exons. The record is from RefSeq and is a predicted model, not a curated record.
AUGAUUCUGGGAUAUGCGUUCUCGCAUAUUCAACCGAUUGGAGCAGUCACCGGCCUUGCUUCUCCCGCCGUUAGCUUCGUUCUCCGUUUGGCUGAUGAGAACGUGCCCGAGCCUCCGAAAAACUCCACCUGGCUACCUACUAACAACAGAUCAGUCAACAUUAUGAUCGACAUCCUCAUCAUCGGCGCCGGUCCUAGUGGCCUCUGCGCAGCCAAAACUUUCCUUCAACACAACCCGAACAGCAACAUCGUCAUCCUCGAUAGUCACUCGACCGUAGGAGGAGUCUGGUCCAAGGAGAGACUCUAUCCAACCCUCCGAACAAACAACUUGUACCCAACAAUGGACUUCAGUGACUUCCCCAUGAAAGACGUUGGCAUCGGCCGCCCAGGACAUCACAUCACUGGUGAAGAGAUGCACGAUUACUUGACCGCAUACGCCCAACACUUCGACCUCAUGAAGCGAAUCCGAUUCAACACCCGCGCUAUUCGAGUUCAGGCUCAUACAAGUGAUGAUGGAUGGAAGGUAGAGGUUCAAGAACUAGGCGACUCCAACACCACAACCACACUAGAACUAGAGACCAAGAAACUCGUCAUGGCCACCGGCAUCCUCGGCGUCCCUAACAUGCCAUUCCUCAAAGGCAGCGAAACCUUCGACGCCCCUCUUCUUCACUCCUCCACCCUCGGCCCUGUCUACCAAGACGUCCUCCAAAACCCCAACAUCAACCGUGUCGCCGUCCUCGGCGGGUCCAAAUCAGCCUACGACACCGUCUACCUCGCCGCCACGACCGGCCACAAAGUCGACUGGAUCAUCCGCAAGUCCGGCCGUGGCCCGUCAUGGGUCUUUCCCUCCCACACCCAGAUCGGUCCCUUCAAAGCGUGGCGCGAGAAGCUCGUCACUCGCCGGAUUUCCACCUUCAUGUCCCCUUGCAUCCUACCCGACCACUCCGGCAGACAACUCAGUUGGAUCCGCGACUUCUUGCACACGAACAAGGUCGGCAAAGCCGUGACGAACAGCUUUUGGAAGGCCAUGCACGCCGAUACCAUCAAAGACUGUCGUUACCGUGAAGGAAAGGAGGACGAGCGGUUCAAACCGGAACAUAGUCCCUUUUGCUCGGGAACACUCAACUACGAGCAGGACUUCAAGACCUUGGUGACCAGUGGACAGGUGACCGUCCAUCGAAAAGACAUCUCCCAUCUCAGUCCACAUACGAUCCACUUCGCCGAUGACGCUGACGCUGGACGAGCCCGUGCCCUGAUCGUCGACGCCCUCAUCUGCGCAACCGGCUACUCCGCCAAACCACCCGUCGACUUCUUCCCGCCUGAACUGCACUUCGCUCUCGGCAUACCGACUGACUCGCUGUCUGACGAAGAAAAAGCAGCCUGGGCCAAGUACAACAAAAAAGCAGAUGAAUCAAUAGCCAAGCGCUUUCCCCAGCUCCUUCUUUCACCACCCACACCCACCUCUGGUCUUCCCAAUCCCCCCGAGUCCAACACAAAUCCAUCAUCAACAACCUACACCCCCUGGCGCCUCCACCGCGGCAUCGCCCCUCCCGGCCUGACAGUCUCCGGCACCCACUCCCUCGUCUUCCUCUCCAUGCACAGCAACAUCACCAACAUCCCACGCAUCGAGCUGCAAUGUCUCUGGUCCCUAGCCUACUUUCACGACAAAGUCUCCUUGCCUCUCAUUUUUCGGGAUACGGCGCUGUUUCAGCGGUGGUGUCAGCAUCGGAGCCCGUUGGGACAUGGCGGGCAGUAUCCGGAUUUGAACUUUGAUCAGUUGCCGUAUUGGGAUUGGUUGGUUGGUGAUAUGGGGUUGGAGGUUAGGAGGAAGGGGAGUGUGUGGAGGGAGUUGGUUAGUUCGGGGUUGGUGGGGGAGUGGAUUGAUAAGUAUGGGAUGAAGGAGGGGGAGCAACAGGAGGAGGGCGAGACGAAGACCGUGAAGGUGGUGGUGGUGAAGCGGGAUGGGGAGGUUGUUUGA